UGCCACCCCCAUUCCUCAGCAGCUCCCCCGUGCCUUGGGCACAACGUGAACUCCUCUGGAGAGGGACUGUUGGAACAUCCCGGGGGAGAGCCACUUGCUGCCACGAAGGGCUGGGUGGCUGCGUCCUAGGAGAGAGCGGACCCCUUCCCUGCUGCAGGUGCCUGGUGUCCUGCAAAGCGUGGCAGAUGGAGGCUGGUCUGCACCCAGCCAGCCCUGGGAAAGCUCCAGCCCCGGGAGAGGGAGGAGCUGCUCCCCAGGUGGGGCAGGUGGGGGGCCUGGGCUCAGGUGUGUCUCGGGCUCUGGGACGUGAGUGCUCCCGGGCCAGUGCUGGCAAGUCAAAGCUGGCUCUCGGCCCCAGGAUACAGCUCUGGGAAGCUGCGUUUGUCUCCCAGACUCUGCCUCGGAGGAAGGCCAUGGAAGGGGAAGGGCUAAGAAACUUCAAGGAACUUCGAGCUAAAUUUCAAAAGUUUGAUGCGCCACCUCCUCCAGGACCUAUUAAAUUCUCAGCAGGUGUUUCUCGAAAGGGUGGCAUUCGAAACACACAGUCAACAAGAACUUUGGCCAAUGGGAAACCCCUCUUGCCCAACCACAAUCCGCUCCCACUAUGCUGUUCUAGUGCUGAACCCCAGCUUCUUAAACUCCAGGAUAUGAAAGUGGCCCAGGGGAGCAAGAUUCAGAAAUGUCCGAAUUCCCCAGGACCUCCAGAGAGGUCUCCUGGUUCUGCAGUGAAUUUACAGAAAACUUCUCUGCUGUUAGACGUGAGUCAGUCAAGUGCUGAGAUAACCAACGAGAGGAGAGUAGCAGUGACAGAUAGCUUCAAAGACAAGCUCUGGAACUGGGAGAAGGUGUCAUCUCGAAAUGAGAUGUCUUCAGCUUCUUUCCUUCCCAGUUAUACAAACAGGGGCUUCCAUCCGGAGGAGCAGCAAAGCAGAGGGCUUACUCCAAAAGAACCCAGGAGACAGCUGGAAACAGAAGGAGCCCAGACCCUACCUUCCCAGAGUUACUCGGUGGCCCAAAGAAAAUCACCUGAAGAUCCCACUUUUCUAUUUUUUCAACAUGGCAGGAAGAGCCUAGAAACCCCUCACCCUGAGAGGAGCCCAGCGGGGAGCUCCUGCCAGCCUGUCUAUGAGAGUGAACUUGCCAGCCAGACCCCAGAGAAACAGCCAGUUGACAGGCAUCAUCAACUUCUCAAAACAAAACAACUGCCUCCCAUCAAGUCCCUGGGUCCUCCUCCUCCAAAGCCUCCGAAGCCACCAGUUGUAAACCUCCAGGCCUUCCAGAGGCAGGCGGCUGCGAUUUCCGAGAGCCACAGGGAAGCAGCUGGGAAAGAGCACUGCCUGCCUCCCGAGAGUGCUGAAUUUGAAGAACCACAUAAUUAUGAGGCAACAAUUUCAUAUCUGAAACACUCUGGCAACUCCAUUAACCUGUGCACUGCAAAAGAAAUUGCUGAUUCAACUUAUGAAGUUGAAAUUGAAGAACCUCAAAAGCCGUGGAAGAGUGGUCUCUACCCAGAAUUUAGCUCUAAACAUGAAGAUGAAGAUAAAAAGAAGGAAAAAGAACCAUGUGGAUUGGAACCUCGAAAACCAAAGAAGGAUCUACCUUCAAGCCAUCUUUUCAAGGAGGCUGCCUGUGGAGGGAUGCUGGGAAGAAACCAGGUGAUGAAAGUCCAGAGAGGCAACAUGAACAUGCUGCCCAGAAAGCAGGACCCUGUGAGCCACAUUGUCCAGACAAAGGCCUGCCCCCAAGACCCGAAGCUGGCCAGGCACUCCCUAGGCCACUGUGGGUAUGUGGAGGCCUUAGAGGUCAUGAAAGAAACUCCAGACGGAGGGGCCUGUAAGCCUCUCUCCAUCUCAGACGAGACAUAUGAUGAUGUUGAGUACCCCGGGAAGGCAGGACCAAGGUCAGACUACUCUAGCUCAUUUGCUUCUGAUAAUGAAGAAAAUUGUGAAGAAGUAUAUGAAGAGGUCUAUAAAACAAAGAGCAACUACCCAAAAAUAGAUUUAGAUGGAAAAGAAGCACUGAAAAGACUACGGAAAUUCUUCAAGAAAGAAAAGGAGAGAUUUAAAAUGAAGAAAAAUAAGUUGAAAGAAAAUAUAAGUGCAUUUUCAAUUUCGCUGCCUGAUUUAGAACUUAGGUCUCAGGAAGUUAGUAUCUAUGAUAAUGUGGAUGUAAAUGAAAAAGAGCCAAGUGAUGAAGAUAAACUAAAAACCUGGAAGCCCAAGUUUUUGAUGGCAAAGGAAAAAAAAGGGAGAAAAGAUGCUGAAGAAUCAGAAAGGCAUUUCUUUAGAACAAAGAAGCAAAACUUAGAAAAGAUGAGAAUGGAAAAAGAAGAAAAACGUUUUAGAGAACAAUUUGAGUAUGACAAAGAGAUUACUGUCAUCAACACAGCAGUGGCAUGUUCCAGUAAUUCAAGAAAUGGAAUAUUCUAUUUGCCAAUAACCCCUGGAGAAGAACUGCAAGUCAUUGAUACCACUGAAGAAAAUCUAGUGAUCUGUCGCAAUUCCAAAGGCAAAUAUGGAUAUGUACUAAUUGAACACCUAGAUUUCAAGCAUCAAGGCUGGUCACCUUAGGAAGAUCAAGCUCCAUGGCAGGGGCUGCACUAGAAAAGACUAGCCUGAGACCUCAGCCCUUCCUCACCUCAGUUUCAGGUCACAUGUCAAAUGGGAUGGUGGGAUCUAUGAAUACUGAGAAGAGAAAAACUCCUCCACAUUUAGACGUUGGUUUUACUCAAUGGUUAUCUUUCAAUGUCCAUGUCAGUAUCUAUUUCACUGCUGGCUCAAGAGAGUGUGAAACCGUGUGUGUUAGCAUUUGAGCAUUUAUUUAAUAAGCCAUAGCCAAAGUUAGAAAUCAUGCCUUCUGGUACCUAGGCAGCUGUGCAGAUGGUUAGUCUGCUUCUAAUAUUAGUACACGAGUGUUUAUAAUUUCUAGAAGAUGUUGUGCAUUUAAAUUGGGUAUAAUUUACUUCUGAAAAGUAAGUACUGUAACCAAGGUCUUUUAAAUACUCAGAUUCAAGGUAUAACCUUAAAAUAUAAUUAUGGCUCAGUCUUUAAAACAUCAAGGUAUAAGUGUCCUCCUUUUAAUCAAAAAACUCAAAUCAGACAAAUGCUGUUCAAUAUUGGCUUCUUGUGGGAAUAGGAUGCUGAAAAGUAAUUUAUUCUUGAAGGAAGAGCCUAAAUCUAUUUAACACAAUUUAAAUAAUAUAUAUACUGUUUAAAACAUCCUAUUGCCCAAAGAAAAAUAAUUCUAUGCCUGAACACCUAUUAAAUACAAUUAAAGAAAAAUAAAAUGAAGCUGUAAAUAACAUUGUUUUUUACAUGAUGUGCACUGCCUGUCCAUGAAAAAAAAAUCUAUAUAGGUAUACAGCUGUUUUAAAAAUUGUUAGCUUCUUCAACACCUAAAAACUGAACAAUUUCACUCCAUUGUUUUUAUCUCCAGCGGACUCCAUCUUACAAUCUCAAGAUCACAACCUGAGCUGAAACCAAGAGUUGGAUGCUUAACUGACUGUGACACAGGGGGCCCCUUUGUUCUUUAGCCUUCAAAGGUGUGACAGAAUUUGUCCUACGGCCCCAUUCUUUAUGAGGCUUUUUAAAAAAUUUUAUCUAAAUUCAAUUAACACAUAAUGAAGUAUUAGUUUCAGAGGUAGAGUUCAGUGAUUUAGCAGUUGCAUAUAAUACCCAGUUCUCAUUACAUCACGUGUCCUCCUUAAUGCUCAUCACUCAGUUUGUUUCCUAGAGGCAAGAGACUCUUCAGGUUUGCUGUGAGACUAUGUUUUAAGCUUCUAGGUUCUUUUUUCAUGUUCCAAGUGGCACUCAUCCAAUAAAGGCCAAGCAUCAGAAGUAUUCAUAGAGGAAGGGGGAAUAUGGCAGCAGAAUAAGAGGAUUCUAGGCUCACUUCAUCCCACAAAUAUGACCAUGUAACUAUCAAAUCACACUAAAUGCUCCAGAAAUUGAUCUGAACACUGGCAGAACAAAUUCCACAACUAAAGGUAGAGAAGUGGUCACAUAUCAAAGGCAGGAAGUGCGGAAACACAGCUUGUCAUGGCCACUGUGGUGGGAAGGGAGCCAUGAUUGUCGAGAAGGGCAAGAGACAGACUAACACAUGGGAGCAUGCAGGGAAAAUGAAUGCCCAUAGCAAUUGGCUUAGAAUGUGAGAGGGGCCAAAUUCAGUGGAGCUUAAAGCCUGGAGUUUUAAAGGUCACUGUGCUUGGCUCUGUGAGAGUGCAGAGGACAUACAGGGGUAGAAACAGCCAUCUGAAGAGCCACUGGAGCACACGAUAGGAGGGUUAGUUGCUUAGCUCCAAGUCCCAGAGAGAUAGCGUUCAGGGAGAGACCCCUUGAGGAAUAAAGGAACUGAGAGGUGCCAUUUCCUGCCCCCAUCCCUUAGCAUAAGCACAGAUCCACCUGCAGGAACCAGCACAGCUUAAUACUCACUACCUAACUUGCUUACACCAAGUCCCACUUCCCCAAGCUCCGGAAGAACUACUUUUCCUACUCUGCUUACCUCAGUCUCAAGGCAGCAGGCCUCAAACCCUAGAAGACCAGCACAAGCAUCUGUCAACACUGCUUCUUACAACCUGGGAGUUUGUGAGGCCUUGGUUUCAGUGGCAACUGUGACUGUCCUCAUUUCGCAAGCAGACCAGAACACACCUCGUUAAAAGCACACCAUAUUCAAGCCAGAGCCACUGCCCACAGCAGGCAAAGAGAGCUUCUGUAGACAACUUGCCUGAAGGAUAAACCAGCACACAUUGGAGAUACUCCCAGAAGUGCCAGGCCCUGGGAACAGGGGAUACUACAUUACAGAGCACUAUAGGACUUCUUCAUAAAGCCAUUACCCUCAAGAACAGGAGAUGUAGCUGACUUUACUAACACAGAAACAGGCAUAGAGACUGAGACAAAAUGAGAAGACAGGAGAAUUUGUCCCAAAUCAAAGAACAGGACAAGCCAUGGCUAGGAAUCUAAGCAAAAGAGAUACAAGUAACAUGCCUGAUGGAGAAUUUAAAGCAAUGACCUGGGGUGCCUGGGUGGCUCAGUUAAGCAUCUGCCUUUGGCUCAGGUAAUGAGCCCAGGGUCCUGGAAUUGAGCCCUGCAUCAGGCUCC
Canis lupus familiaris (dog) is the source of this 5096-nucleotide messenger RNA. RefSeq names its product FYN binding protein 2 (gene FYB2). Gene Ontology annotation, cellular component: plasma membrane. Gene Ontology annotation, molecular function: protein binding. Gene Ontology annotation, biological process: T cell receptor signaling pathway; protein localization to plasma membrane; integrin-mediated signaling pathway. The transcript has 20 exons. The record is from RefSeq and is a predicted model, not a curated record. Lineage: Eukaryota; Metazoa; Chordata; Mammalia; Carnivora; Canidae. The coding region runs from base 186 to 2570 and encodes 794 amino acids.